GACCCAACUCCGGCAGAUUUUUAAGGCGGCAACCCAUGGACAUUCGCAGCUUCUUCACGCCGCAAGGCGGCGGGCCAGCAAAGCUAAAAGGGGCUGCAACAGAAACAGCCAAGUCAGAAACCAAAGCGGUGUCCGCGCCCGCCAAACUUGCGCCUUCGUCCAAGGGAAAGGAGUUGAAACCAAAAGCGUCUCCGUCAAAGCAAAAGAAAUCGACCACCGACGACGAUGGCAACGAAAACGAUGUCCAGCCUGUGCAAAGCCAGCGCGGCCGGCAAACGCGCAAGGUGAUUGAGUUGGACUCGGGUUCCGACAUCGAAGAAGUGGUGGCGCCGCCCAAGAAGCAGCCAAAGACAACGACCAAACCCGUACAAACGGACUCUCGAAAACCACAACCUGUUGCUGGUGCAGUUCCCAAGAAAGAGCCUGCCAUUCAAAAAUCGUCGACUAAAGUGAAAGCAGAGGUUGAAAACGACGCGUCGGACUCCACGAAUAUCCAAGCGGUGGCGACGCGGGUGCCAGAAGGCCGCCCGGGGUGUUUGGACGGCCUAACGUUUGCCUUUUCCGGUGUCUUGGCUGGUCUUACCCGAACAGAAGCCGAAAUGACGGUCAAGCGCUAUGGCGGGAGUGUGUCGGCUAACAUCACAGGCAAGGUCAAGUACCUCGUGGCUGGAGACAAGCUGGAGAACGGCGGCGGCGUGGCGGAAAGCUCCAAGUACAAAGAAGCUGUGUCUCGAGGCACGCGCAUUCUGACCCAGAACGAAUUUUACAACUUGAUUUUGGAACGUUCGCAGUCGUUGCCGCGGUCGCCAGCAACGUUUGGCGGCAAAGGCAAACAAAAAGCAAUGGUCGAGCCCACGAACGGCAACGCGAUGCUGUGGCCAGAUAAACACAAGCCCAAAUCGAUGGCCGACGUCAUCGGGAACCAGGAAAUGGGUCGCAAGCUGGUCCAGUGGCUCAACGACUUUCAUGACGUCCAUGUCACGGGGAGAAAGAAGGUGCCGUUCAACCCCAAGUCUACGGAAAAUCGCGGCGCACGGACGGUGCUGCUGUCGGGACCCCCCGGCAUUGGCAAGACGACGCUGGCCGGCCUUGCUGCCGCCGAAUGCAACAUGGACGUAACGGAACUCAAUGCAAGCGAUGCGCGGUCCAAGAAGAUUCUUCAAGCAGGGCUGAGCGACAUUGUUGGCACGCAAGCGCUGACGUUCGGAUCGUCCCAACACAAUGUCGGCCUCAAAUCUCGAGUGAUCAUCAUGGAUGAAGUGGACGGGAUGUCGUCGGGAGACCGCGGUGGGAUGGCCGAGUUGAUUGCGAUCAUCAAAAAGUCCAAAACCCCCAUCAUUUGCAUUUGUAACGACCGGCAGAGCAUGAAGGUCCGGUCGCUGGCGAACCACGCAUUCGACCUAAAGCUGCGGCGCCCAACCAAGACGCAGAUCGCGACACGACUCCUUCAAGUCGCGGCGCGCGAAGGCCUCCAUGCCGAGAAGAAUGCGUUGGAGGAAGCGGCCGAGCGGUUUGGUAACGACAUUCGGCAGCUCCUCAACUGGAUGCAAAUGUGGCGUCGCAACCAAACGUCCAUGACGUACGACGACGUGGUCAAGCAAUUUUACCAGAGCGAAAAGGACGACGUCCUGCGCCUCAACCCGUUCAGCGCGACGCAGCAGAUUUUUAAAACCGGCGCGUCGUUCAACGACCGGAACGAAGCGUAUUUUGUCGACUACGACUUGAUGCCGCUCAUGGUCCAGGAAAACUACAUGCAGAGCAUCCAAAACAAACGGUGUUCGGCCGACGAAAAACUCGAAUUUGCCGCGUUGGCGACCGACUUGUUGGCUGAGAGCGACCUCGUCAGUGUGUACAUUCGACAGGAACAGAGAUGGGAUCUGCUGACCAAACAAGCCGCGCUCAAUGUUGCUGCGUGCGUGCAUGCAGAAGGGUUUGUCGGCCGUCCCGAAUUCACCAGGUGGAUGGGGAAGAAUUCCACAGCCGGCAAGGCCAAGCGACUGCUGGGCGAGCUAUCGAUCCGUAUGCGCGGCCAUGCAUCUGGCGCGCGCAAUGCAAUUCGCAUGGACUACGUGCCGUACAUGAAGGAAAUUUUCCUGACCAAGCUCUUGUCUGGCGAAGAGAACGUGGAUCAAGUGAUUGCGAUGCUUGAUGCGUGUGAAAUCAGCAAGGACGACUUGACCGACUCGAUGGAAUUUUUCAAGCUCCCGGGGGUCCCGCGCCACACGUACGCCGAGUUGGAUUCGAAAGCCAAGAGCGCGUUCACGAGGCAGUACAACAAGGUCGCCCACAAGUCGCAGGCACUGGUAGAGGCCGAUCUGUUGGCGAAACCUGCCAAGAAAUCGGUCAAGACCAAGGGGGCGGACGACUUGGACGGCGUCGACGGACUGGAUGAAGGCGUCAACGACGACGACGACAAAGACGGCGACGACGACGACACAGACGUGAUGCGGUUUCAAAAAGCCAAGAAGAAAACACCAGUUGCUAAACGAAAGGCUCCCGACGGAUCGACUGCGAGCGCGUCGAAAAAGGGAAAGGCCCCCGCUAAACGUAAAUAAUGAAUCGGGGACGACGUCGUGUGCACCGUGCGUAGUUGUACAAGGGUUACUGGGUCCAAAUUUCCAGGGAUGUUCCGUCCAAAUGACGAGACGAUGCAAAGAUGGUUGUGACGUCGUCAAAACUUCAAAGCAGCAGCCGACCGUCGAUGGACUUUUUUUCGACGGAACAACAGCGAGACAACUACCCAAAGGAGCGGAAAAAUCUCAACUUUACAUGCGUCAAUCCACCAUGUCCACAUUCUCCUGGGACGUGCCGCCGUCCUUGC
Molecule: messenger RNA, 2821 nt
Organism: Aphanomyces invadans
Lineage: Eukaryota; Oomycota; Saprolegniomycetes; Saprolegniales; Verrucalvaceae
Exons: 7
Coding region: 36-2555 (839 amino acids)
Biological process (GO): DNA replication; DNA repair
Cellular component (GO): nucleus; DNA replication factor C complex
Molecular function (GO): ATP binding; DNA binding; DNA clamp loader activity
Source: RefSeq, a predicted model, not a curated record